Lottia gigantea (owl limpet) is the source of this 582-nucleotide messenger RNA. RefSeq lists its product as hypothetical. The record is from RefSeq and is a predicted model, not a curated record. The transcript has a single exon. Bases 1 to 582 code for a protein of 193 amino acids. Lineage: Eukaryota; Metazoa; Mollusca; Gastropoda; Lottiidae.
AUGGAAAGUUUCCAACAGAACAGAAAACAGAGAACACAGAACACAGAGAACAGAGAACACAGAACACAGAACACAGAACACAGAAAACAGAACAGAGAACAGAGAACAGAGAACACAGAACAGAGAACAGAGAACAGUGAAAACAGAACAGAGAACAGAGAACAGAUAACACAGAUAACAGAACACAGAACACAGAACAGAGAACAGAGAACAGAGAACAGAGAACAGAGAACACAGAACACAGAAAACAGAACAGAGAACAGAGAACACAGAACACAGAAAACAGAACAGAGAACAGAGAACAGAGAACACAGAACACAGAAAACAGAACAGAGAACAGAGAACAGAGAACACAGAAAACAGAGAAGAACAGAGACCAAAGAACAGAGAACAGUGAAAACAGAACAGAGAACAGAGAACAAUGAAAACAGAACAGAACAGAACAGUACAGAAAACAGAACAGAGAACACAGAACACAGAAAACAGAGAAGAACAGAGAACACAGAACAGAGAACAGUGAAAACAGAAAGAGAACAGAGAACAGUGAAAACAGAACAGAGAACAGAGAACAGAGAACAGUGA